AUGCAAAGACUACUGAUUCAUAGUACUUCACCUCUACCUGAUGACGAGGAGUCUCAGGUGAUGAUGAAUUCACCAUCGUCAAAGAUUCUAUCAAAUAAUCUUUGUCAUUCUGCAGCUCAAUCACUAACUAAUAAUACCUCACCUAUAUUACUGACAGACAAACUUAAACCAACAAUAUCCAAUGGACAGAAACAAGCCAUAGAAUGCUCAACCAAGCUGCUGUUCAUUCUCUCUUUAGUAAGCCUUUUAGCAAUGCUCUGUUUAACCAUCCUGAGUACAUCAUCUUCAUCAUCAACCUCAGUGGCCAGCACUAAAUUAUCUGUAAAUGUAAUGCACAGUGGUGAAUUUAUCAGUGUGGAUGAAUCAUUUGUUGUGAAGGCAAGAGUCUUUCCAGUCACUUAUCUGGAUGUAGAUUUUUCCAAUCCAGAAAAUCUAAAACUGAAUAGGGUGAGAGGUAUUUGCAAAAUUUAUCUAUCUACCUACUUUAUGUUUAAUUAUAAUGAAAGAAGAUCAUCCUAUAAUCCUCCUACUGUUAUUGGUGCCGAUGGUUUGGGAGAGACUCCAUACACACAUUGGAAGAAAAUAGAGAGAACACUUCAAUUCCUAACAGGAGAGGAAUCAAAUUAUAUAAGUGAUAACGAUAUCGUUGUGUUUAGUGAUUCAACGGAUGUGUUUUUCAUUAAUAAUAUUGAGGAAAUAAGAAAUGUCUAUGAAAAUUACUAUGUGAAGGAAUUAGCUAAAAUUGAUUUGGAAGCAGAUGCAGAGAAGGAUUGGCCAUUAGUAUUCAUUGCCGAGAAGAAUAAGUGGCCUCCAAAUGAGUAUAUUCAAAACAUGUUCGAGAAAACACAAGAGGAAACGGAAAUGGUGAAAAAACACUAUUACAACAAGGAUGGAUAUCAUGUUUAUAAUAAUUGUGAUAGAUCCAAUCAGAGAAUUUAUCUGAAUAGUGGUCUCUAUGUAGGAAGAAAACGUGACAUUAGAAAGGCCCUCACCAUUGGAAUUAAUAUCAAGAGAGCAGAGCCAAAGGAAAGAUUGGGAGAUCAAGCCGUCUAUCAGUACAUUUACACAACCAAAAAGUAUCCAAUUCUUAUGGAUUGCGAGUACAAAAUGUUCUUCAGUCCAUUCUCUGUUUGCCAUACUGUUGUUAGUAAUCCUGCAAGCAAGUGGUCAUGUUCAAUUAAUGAAAAUAAUAAGCCAACACCAAAUACUGUUGUAGCUCUGCACUCUAAUGGAGGAUUUUGUCCCUCAUUGUGUAAUUGUUUCAGCUCGAUGAAACAAAAGGGUUCCUUCAAGAAGAUGCUCACUCAAUACAAGGACACUAUGAGUUUCAAAUCCUAUGAUAUCAACACAAAGAAGGUGACUGAUGUGUUGAUGGACUAUGCUUGUGGACGCUUUGUUGAAGAGAAUUUCCCACAAAAAUCCUGCAAUGUUCAACCUGGCAAGUAA
Molecule: messenger RNA, 1446 nt
Organism: Naegleria gruberi
Lineage: Eukaryota; Heterolobosea; Eutetramitea; Acrasida; Naegleriidae
Exons: 3
Coding region: 1-1446 (481 amino acids)
Source: RefSeq, a predicted model, not a curated record